GUCCUUCUCCGCAUCGCUACGCGAAGGAGCGCGCCGGCUCCCGCUCCCCCCACCACUUAACCUCUCAUCGCGCGGGUUCCUACUGCCUCGCGCCUCGCCGCUCGCCGCCGAGCGGCACGCCAGUCAGUUGGUUUUUGUCCAUCGCGUGGUGCGCCGUGCGGCGACUUGGCGCCGCGAGAGAGCGACUGAACGGGUGCUUCGCACGCGAUCGGACACGCACGCACGCACGCACGCACGCAGUGACGAAACCGCUCUCGUCAAGCGGACGUACGUACGCAAGUACGCAUUGUCCGGUGUUUCGUGCCGCGCGACGACGCCCGCGUCGUGUCGGGCGCGCGUUCCCGAACUAGGAAGGAAGGAAGGAAGGAAGGAACAGGCGCGUUUCUCGCUCUAUCUCUGUCUAUCGAGGGAAGGGGGGGGCGGGCGGAAGAAGAAGCGCGCCUCGUGGGCCCGUGCGGCGGAUCGUGGUCGCGAGACCGGAGGCGCGCGGUCGGCCAUUGUGCUUUCUUCGUGUCGCCGAUACAACCGCGCGCGUUGUCUGUCAGUCCGAGUGCCUCAGUGUCGACCUGUAAUCGGGUGAACCGACGAGAGAAACGUGUACGCGCGCCGCAGCUCGCCGCCGGCUAGCACCGUUUCGGAGCUACCCCGUCGCGUCGCUGCCACUGCUGUCGUCCUUCUCCACCUCGUCAUCAUUAUCGUCAUCAUUAUCGUUAUCAUCGACGUUAUCAGUAUCAUCCUCGCCGCCUUCGUCCGCACCUUCAGCCAGCCACCAGAGGUAAGCGAGGCAGAGACAAAGACGGACGAAACACCGCUCGCGAAGCAGACGCGAGAAAACUCUGUCGGUAACGACGUCCCUCUUUCCUCCCUCCUCCCUCCUCCCGCGACAUCUUCCUCGUCGCUUUCUCCUCUCGCGCGGAUGACACGCGAUCCAUUCUGAUCGCCGGGUCACGUCUCAACUCCGAUUCGGUGGCUCCAGGUGCCUCCUCGAUCGUCCCUCCUCGCGGCGGGAGCUAGCGUGACAGACACGGACCGGAGCCGGCGUGGAGGUAAGGCGUCUGGGAGUAGAGGAGAGAAGAUGAAAAGGAGGGGGAGGGGGUGAGCCGACAACGAGAGCUCACGUUUCGAUCUCACGAGCGCUGACGAGCGCUCCCGCGUUUCCCGCGACGUACGCACGCACGCACGCACGGAGACACGACCUCCCCCUCCCCAAGUUCACGGCUGUCUUCGUGGGCAGGUACCUGUCUCGGAGCAACGAGACACGGAGUGUUGCGUGAUCCUUCGAACGGUGAUGACGCUUCACGCGAGAGGUUCUCUAUUAUUUCUAUUGUUGUCCUGAGACACGACUGCGCGAGCUUGAUUGUUACAUUUUUAUUGUCAAGUGUGCGAAUACAGGUAGCCCUCUGCUCACGACGAGGUUACGAGACUUCGGUUGUAAAACGGGUUGAUCGAUGCACGUGCACUGGAGCGAGUCCGCGAGGCGAUACGCGCGACUGACGCGUUGGUGAACGCGCGAAGAAAUGAAAUGCGCGAAGAGGAGAGCCAUUAGGAAUCCGCCGUUCUCGGCGAAUGUCAUUCACCCUGCGUGUGCACCGUAAAAAGAAGAAAAAGAAGAGAAGAGAGGAGGAGGAGGAGGAGGAAGAAGAAGAAGCACCGUCGCGGAAGAAGUUCGAGCGAAGAGCCACCGAGGAGGCAAGAAGCUGCCGAUCGAGCGCAAGAACGAGCGCGGUCCCCGUUCGAGGCGUUCUCUCCCGGGAGGCGAAUCGAUUUCAAAUGAGUCCAGCCCGUCGAUCGAUCGAACGGAGAACCGUCUGACGCAGCAUCGAGACGUUCCGUGGGUCGCGGUGGGUUCCGUGUCGAGAAGGUACGCGCGGAUCCCGGGCUCGUUGAUCCUCGGUGAAAGGGGACCCCGAUCGUCGUGGAUCUCCCCCGGUAGUGUCCGCGGGGACGCAGAUGGGAGCUUGUCUGAUAGAAGUCCCAUUAACCCCGUGCGACAACAAUCGAGCGCGUUCCCCGCCGACAUCGCCAUCGCCGUCGCCCGCCAACGUCGCCGUCGACCACGAGGCCUCUUCUUCUUCUCCUACCCGAUUCGGUCGCGUAAAUCCGAUCAAGCUGGAAUUGAUGGAGUUGGAGAACAUCGUAGCGAACACCGUGUACCUGAAAGCAAGAGAAGGUGGUGGUGACAGCAACAAGGGAAAGAGUAAGAAAUGGCGGAAGAUACUUCAGUUCCCACACAUUUCCCAGUGCAUAGGCCUAAAAGAUAAACUAGACAUCAAGUACGGUUAUGUGGUGGACCAGCAGCCGAUCGGGCGGCUGCUCUUCCGACAAUUCUGCCAGGACAAGAAGCCGGCCUACCAUCGCUAUAAUCUCUUCCUGGAUGCGAUCGAGAAGUACGAGAUUGAGCUGGACGAGAACCGCCUCGACCUGGCGAAAGAGCUGUUCGAGCAGUACCUGAAGCGGGAAGGUUCGGAGGUGAUCGACAUUCUGAACGAUUCCCUGAUCUCGCAGUGCGAGGAGCGACUCAGCACCGGCGGCAAGGAACUCUUCACCGAGGUUGCGCAGACCGUGAAGAACUUCCUGGCUGGCGAGCCGUUCUCAGCCUUUCUCAGCAGCUUCUACUUCUACAGGUACCUCCAGUGGAAAUGGCUGGAGGCGCAACCAGUGACGUACAAGACCUUCCGGAUGUACCGGGUGCUGGGCAAGGGCGGCUUCGGCGAGGUCUGCGCCUGCCAAGUGCGCGCCACCGGUAAGAUGUAUGCUUGCAAGAAACUGGAGAAGAAGCGCAUUAAGAAGCGGAAGGGCGAGUCGAUGGUGCUGAUUGAGAAGAACAUCCUGCAGAAAAUCAACUCCAAAUUCGUCGUUUCGCUCGCGUACGCUUACGAGACCAAGGACGCGCUCUGCCUCGUUCUGACCAUCAUGAACGGCGGUGACCUCAAGUUCCACAUUUACAAUAUGGGCGGUGAGCCGGGUUUCGACAUAAAUCGCGCCCGUUUCUACGCGGCCGAGGUUGUGUGCGGUCUGGAGCAUCUUCAUCUUCAGGGUAUCGUCUAUAGGGAUUGUAAGCCGGAGAACAUACUGCUGGACGAUCAUGGUCACGUGAGGAUAUCUGAUCUCGGUCUCGCGGUGGAGAUCACGGAAGGCGACAUGGUGCGUGGUAGGGUCGGCACGGUAGGCUACAUGGCGCCUGAGGUGAUCGACAACGAGAAGUAUACUUUCUCGCCAGACUGGUUCAGCUUCGGCUGCCUGCUGUACGAGAUGAUCGAGGGUCAAGCGCCAUUCCGUGCCCGCAAGGAGAAGGUCAAGCGCGAGGAAGUCGACAGACGCGUCAAGGAGGAUCAAGAGAGGUACUCGCCUAAAUUCAGCGAGGAUGCCAAGAACCUGUGCCAGCAGCUGUUGAAGAAGAGCCCGAAGAAUAGGCUCGGCUGCAAGUGCCGCCGGCAUGGAGCAAAGGACGUGAAGCUCCAUAGUUUCUUUCAGUGUCUAAACUGGAAGAGGGUCGAGGCCGGUAUGUGGGAACCGCCUUUUGUGCCGGAUCCUCGUGCGGUUUACGCUAAAGACGUUCUAGACAUCGAGCAGUUCUCAACGGUGAAAGGUGUCAAUUUGGACGCCACGGACGACACCUUCUACAGCAAGUUUAACACCGGCAGCGUGUCCAUUCCAUGGCAAAAUGAGAUGAUAGAGACUGAGUGUUUUAAGGAACUGAACGUAUUAGGUCCUAACAACACGCCCACCCCAGAUUUAUUGAUAAACCAUACACCGCCUAACAAUGACGAUAGAGGCUGCUUUCCCUUUCGAAGAAAGAGGAAACAGAGCGAUCGCACGAGGGAGAUUCCGCUGUCGGAAUGCCACUUACUGGAACUAUCGCAGACGCAGAGCUCGGAGAUGCCAGCCAGCUGAUCUUCGGUGAACAAGAAUAAUCUAAGUCUGAAUCGAUUAACGUCGUCGCCAUUUCGACAUUGCCGUCAUCCCGAUGUCGCUGAUAGUCGCCCGAGUGCGCGUCCGGGUGCCACUGGUUGCGGCUGCUGUGUCAAGAGCAAGCCGAUCUCAUUCUCUCUCUCGGUGGCACCCGAAACCACGGCGACUAUUCCUGAAAGUCGCUGUAGAGUUCGCAUAAUAAAAAGCGGGUCUGAGGCAUCUUCUCAGGUUUAUUGGGGUGAGAUCAAAGAUCUGCCUCAGGAUAAAACGUGCGUUCGCGCGAUUAUGCUACAGUUACGCAUAAGUGGCAAGCAAACGCGACACACGGAAGCCAGGCACAUUGUAUGCUACUGUCAAAUUCGAAUGACACGUUCGUUACCAAAUAUAUUUUUCUCGAGCUCGAACGCGGGAAUGCUUGACGUGCACUUUUGCACGUCCAUCAACGUGUAUCGACGUGUUUUAUCGAGCUUCGAUGUGUCCCGAUUCACGAGUCGCGGGCGAGAGAAAAUUUAGGGUGAUAUGUAGAUAGACGAUUGUGUCACUCACUGCGCGAUUACGUGGCGCAUGUAAUAUUCUGAAUGCGACGGAAAUUCGAUUUUCAGAAUGUACAGUCAGCGUAGGAGCAUUUUAUUUCUCGUUAAUCGUGAAAUGGCGCACGAAAUCUUCAAUCUCAAAUUUUGGCCCUAUUUUGAGACGAACGAGUACAUUUAGGUGUGAAAACGGAUAUGCAAUUAUUUGCAAUUACUUCUUCGACGUACUUAUGAAUCCUUUUAAAUUAAUGAAUAUAAAAAUUAAUUUAUAAUAAUUUUCACAGAGCGUUUCUGUUAGGAUAGAUCUUCAUUUCGUAUUGCUUUAUUCUUAAUGAUCGAGGAGCUCGUUGCUGAAGCCAUUGCUUCCAUUCUUUACUGAAAUCGGUUAUUUUCUAGAAUCUGAAACGGUCGUUGGUUUUGCACGAAACAGAACGAGAGAGUUUUAAUUAAAUGGUAUAUAUAAUGUACAUUAUUGCUAAUCAAAAAAUUUCCAAUUAUAAUGAGGCUUGCGUGUAUUCGAACCACACGGUACGUGUAACAGAGAGAGUGUUCUUGCUCUCAAGAUUGGCAGUUUGAACUGAGGAUGGAAUUCAAACUGGGAGAAGAGUUUGACAAUGAUGAGGAGGAAAAUUUUGCAUAUUCUCCACAUGUACAAUUCAUCAAUGACGAGGUGUUAAAUAUGUUAAUUCUCAUCGAAAAAUCGUGAGUAUGCUGCAAUUUAAUUUUACUUAUUUGCUCCCACUGCUUUCAAGCUACUUCCUGAGAAUUUCGAGACGAUCGGCAUUCGCUCAGUCAAUAUUUGAGUCAUCAACGAUCCCAAUGUAUUGUUCGGUAAAAUUGUGUCUGUCAGAAACAAAUAAGCUACGCGGCCAAGAACUUCGAUCGUAACAGCGUUCGCGCUUCUAUGAUUUAUGAACGCGCGCGAUAGGGUCUAGGAUAGGACUCGUGGGGGGCUGAAAUAGAGUAGGAAGAGCUUAUAGACGAGCGAUAACAAGCGCGCACGUGGAACGGACGGGUCGUAAAAGAGCACGUGAAGAGCACGGCGCUCAUCUCGUCUGCCCGCUCGCUCGUGCGUUUCCUUGCUCACUCGUUCUUGCGUAUCGCGACAUUAAGCUGCCGGCAAACGGACACCCGAUACUACUGCGAGGCAAAUAAACACUCGCGUACACUCGCACGUUUAUAAACGUUAACCCGAUACAUAUAUCCGGAGGUGGCAAUUGCGGAGGCAUAUACACACGAUGCAGCGGCGCCGCGAUGAUGCUACGAGACGCCUAAAUGCGCCACGAGCGAAUUAAUAGUAAAGUAUAUUGCGUUGCCAAAUGGAGACGCUAGAUAAGUCCGAUAAAAUGACGAAUGAUAAAAUGUUUACGAAUGUUUAAUGACGCUGUGACACCACGUGGCAACAUGUAUUAUUAAUAGCAAGAAAUAAUUUUCAUCUCGAACGCCGUUAAUACAUUGUAAGUUGAGCCCAUGGACGCAUAUUGAUGUUACCGCGUCUUAAGGCUGGGCAAACAUCCAGAAAGUAAGGAAUAAAGGAUAACAUACGAGAAUUGCGUCUGUCGACAGAUUGCACUUUCGCGAGACCGCGUUACGAUCGAGCGUUACAUCCACAUCUUUCACAGCAAUGCCUUUCAAAUAUUUUAAUAGUUUUGUGCCAGUUUUGAUGCACUGAGUACCACAUUAUCCUGACAGGAGAAAUUCAUCUCACGAUGGAUUAGUCCAGUAUUCGAGCCAAUCUAAAUAGGAUUUGAUUUUAAUAAUGAAAUCAAGAUUCUGAUAAAUCAUAAAUUUAUUAAGAGGAAGAAAUCUUUAUCGUUAAAAUUAAUAUUCUAACGACCCAUCUUGCCAAUCGAAGGGAUAGAGUUUUAAUAUUUUACCUGUAUUAUAAGAUAUUCGAAAUCUUAGUGACGUUUUAUUUUCUUUAUUACAUGUCGCGUUAAAUCCACGCACGUGCGCUUUGGAAAACACUGUUUGUGAAGCGAGUGAGAAGCUCUUUACGAAUCAAAUUAACGGGCACACUCGGUCAGUUCACGAGCAAUUUGGCCGUUCUCCAAUUGCGAGUCGUGUGCCAACUUCAUCGUGAUUCAAAUUCUCGUCGAAGACUUCGCUUCUGUCUGGCAGACAGUCGUCGCGGGUCACCGUGUCGAAAACGUCACCUUUCUUUGAUGCGUCUCGUAAAUCUAGAUGCGCGAACGCCGAUGCACUCGGAAUUCUUAAUCUCAUCAAGAAUCUCUUGCGAAACUCGACCCCGCCGUCUAAAAUAAUAUCGAGGAAUCGAUCGACGCCAGACAAAAAUAAUGAAUAAGGAAAUUUUAUUUUUACUUUAACGUUCUCCGCGUUGCCUAACGCGAUAACGAAUUUCCAGUCAUUUAUGAAAGGAUUUAUAGGGAUUAACUCGAUGACUGCUGUAUCAAGUGAACACAUUGUACGCAAUUAGUCUUGGAAAUUUGUUAUCAGACAGUAUAGCUUCUCGUCGAGGAGGUACAAAGAUGAGUAGACGAAAUUAUUCAAUUAAAAGUUUGAGGAGAACCUUGUGGAUUUAUAAGCGGCACUAGAAAGCGUAUUAAAUGAUUUUUCAUCUUUGUACGUCUUUUUUUACUUGUAUAGAAUCGAUGUGUUAUUAGAAAGAGAGACGCACAAACUACGCAGAAACAGGUUCACGCGCGCACAUACAGUUUCACAAAUUAACGAGAAGUAUUCGAAAUUUUCGAGUUUUCUUUGAACUGACAAACAAAAAUUUAUAUUAAUUUUUUGUAUAUUGAAUGAAAGAUUCUAUAUUUAUUAUGUCGAUUAUUGCCGAACUAAUGAACCAAAUUGCAGAAUUUAAUUAUUACUACUAAUUACGAUGUUAAUUAUUGUUGCGACGUUUUAUGAGACGCACAAAUUACAUCUAACGGUGGCCAUGUGAACAAUACUCCGAACAAAUUUCUCUUCAUAACUUUAUAAAAGUCAUUACUUUUUAUGAUUAUAUACUAAAAUAAGCACGGCUUAAUUUACGCGGAUCGAGAAUAGUUGAAGAAUAGAAGUCAAAUGUCUAUUGAAUAGAUGUCAGGAAAGUUUAUUAUUUCUAAAUGUGUUUCUCAUAUUUUCUUUUCAAUUCAAUAUUAAAUUUUUUACUUGUAUUAAAUACUACAAGUAUUAAAUAUAAUAUGAAGAAAAAUAUUAAAUAUUGACAUAUCAUAUUUUAAGAAAAUAUUAAAAAGAGCAAUGCUAUUUUAUUUAAGUUGUUGUACAUAUAGAGAAUUUAAUAUUACAAGUUUAAUAAAUGAUGCUUCCACAAACAUGAGAUUUCAAAUCUCUCUUAUAACUCGAAAUAUUAUUUAUGAUAUUUGGUUGACAUUUGACGUUUAUUUUUUAAUAUCCGUUAUAUUUUUAAACAGGAAGAUGCAUGUCUAGCAAAACGAUGAUUGACUGAAUGAUUUAAGUUAGCCGAUAAUUAAAUUUCCUCGACGUGUCAAUGCGGCCUCAAAUCAUCAGUGUGUAUCGUACCUUGCACAUAAUUUAUGUGAGAAACACUAUUCUAUCUGCAAUCGCUCGAGAUUGGUAUUGCGGUAAAACAUGAAAAAAGGAGACGGUUUUGCGAUGGUGCAGAUCAUUUUUUGUCGAAUAAACUACACUAUGUCGCACAAAUUGCGAUUCUCCCGACGCGAAUGCGAAAGUAUCAUAUUCGCCAAAUAAAAAAAAGAAAGGAACAGAAAAAUAAUUCUGUUUAAAGAAAAUUUGUAAACUAAUUUUGAAGACCAAUAUUUAAUAAUUUACAAUCUACGUAUAUAUAACAGAUUGUAAAGUAAUCGAUCAUUACUUAAUUUUAUGAAAAUAUGGAUUCCUGCCAAUUUGUUCUAAUUUAUUUGUCUUCGCGGGGAGAUACUUGAACAACAUUAGCCUACUAAUGAAAUUAGCGAGGAAUAUACAAUUUUUGAACGUGUUGUCGAUUUACAGUAGUUUAUUUAUUCUCUUUGUCGGCGACGUACGAGUUCAUUCUUCAGUAUAAAGAGUCUGUCAUUAUCUUUUAACUGUGAUUUCUCGAAGUGUCCUGUUUAAUCUCGUUGUUAGUAUACCGAAUAUUUCAGGAAUAUUUUUUAAGGCAUUACUUCCUAUCGUUUUAUAUAUUGUUCCCCUAUCGUAAGACGUUACAUACCUAUUGUUCCGCAUUAUUUAUAUAACGACGCGGAUAAGGGAGAGAUUCCGCUUUAACGAGAUCCGUCGCGAAAUGUAGAUAAUGAUGUCCAACUACUAUAUAUUCGCAAGAAAAAUACCAAACUAUUUAAUAAUUUUUCUAAGCAUAAAUAAGCGCGCAACACUCCCUUAUUCCCAUAGAAACAUACAUAUAUUUUUCUGUCUGUGUAUGUAGCGUAGAUAGGUAGGAAUACAUAUGCGAUAGACUGCUGAAUACACUUUUGCAAAUAGUAUUCGUUUCUCUUGUACAAUUCGUAUUUAAAUUAUUAUGCAUCUGUGUAAGCAUUUUAUUACGCGAUUAUAUAUACAUAUAUCUAAUUCACGCGCGCGCGAGAAAGUGUGUGUGUGUGUGUGCGCGCGCGCGCGCGCGCGUGCGUGCGUGCGUGCGUGCGUGUGUGUGUGUGUGUGUGUGUGUGGGGGUGCGUGAAUAUAAUGUGUGAAAUAUAGUUAUUUAAUCUGAUCCAAAAAUUCGAGACAUAAAUCAUGGAGAAUGUUUAAUCUAUAUACACAUAAUACACAUAUAAUAUUUUCUGUGAUUAAAGCUUCAUCAAAACUAUAUAUCGGAUCACAUUAAAUAACUCUUGUUUCUCGAUUAUUACAUAAUCAUUCGGACGUGAAUUCUCUCGUCGAUCCAGUUCGAGGCCAGGUCUAAGCGAGUGAUGACCAUCAAUGAUUAUAAAGUAAUUAAUGGCUAAUAACUAUAACGUUAAAACCUAAGGUGAUGGAUACGUCCCUGUGCGCGUUAAUAUAAUCGCCGUGUCGCGCUACAGUCAUCGUUCGAUAGUCAUUCCAUCCUAUCACGUGUGUGACGCACCUUUGUUCUAUGAGACGGUAAAAGAAUCCGGGAAAAAAAGAAAGAAUAAUUAGACGAUAGAUAAAUAUUGUAGGUAUACCGCUUGUCCGUAUCUAUCAAGCGUGUACGUGGGAGAAUUUUGAAUCGAGCUAGAAAUACUUGAGGGCAUGCUUCCGUCAUUAUCAGAUCGGAAACGCUUGAUGUAGAUAUGCAGGCGACUGCUCUGAUCUCGCGGGAUACGAACGGAAAAAAAAAAAAUGUGUAAUCGUCCGAUGCACGUCUGUUACUUCGAUGGCGUGACAGUUCUGAGUAUCGCGCGGUCUCCAAAUGUGCCAGUAAUUUAGGACUGAUCGAUAGGUAAACGAAAAAGAUGUACCAUCUUAUUAUAUUUUAUACAUUUCACACACACACUGUCGGGUAUUUUUCUUUCCAUGCGACGUCUGACCCGCAAUUUUGCGCGCCGUUAGAUGCGAUUCAUUAAAUGAGAAAUUGAAAACCUGUCAUUAGCGUAGAGACGAUAAAUCGCGAAGCUUUGAAUCGACAUUGCACGCGAUACUCUUCCAUAUAGCAGAUAUAAGAACGAUUUGUCGUUUAUCACGACUCUCCGCUUGUAUCACUAUAAUGAUCACUAUAAAUCGUUCGGAAUAUGUGGGUAACAUUACUCAAGGAGGCUGACUACACACAGUAGAAAACAUUUUAUAUUUCUGUUAAAAUCGAUCGUUAUUAAAAUUUUUGUGUUGAACUUUUCACAUAUUCAAGUUAAUUUAAUAUGUAAUUUUAUUAUUUGAAUAUUUUGCGUUAAAUUGAUAUUCAACAUUGCUUAAUGUCAAAAUAAUAUAAUUUAUAGGUAAACGAACGGAUAAUGUAAAAAUAAUGAAGUUUUAAAGCGUAAAUUUUUUUAAGAUAAAUGUCUAUUAUAAAUGUUAAUUUUACUAAUGAAAUGUGCUUCCACAAUUUGUUUCCAGUGAUGUCAAAGAGUAAUAUGAUUUUUGUUAAUCUUUUAAUAUUUGUUUUAUUUUAUAACAUAUUUAUCUUGUGUUAACACAAAUUUUAGGUAAAUCAUUUUGGAUAUGUAAAAUAUGUUAAAUUUAACACAAAUUUUUUUUACCGUGUAUCCUAUGUAAAUACUUCAGUGAUAAUAUUAUCGAUAAGAAUUAAUUAAGCACGGAUGUAAAUGUACGUACUAUACACUACUACGUACCAUACUGUAAAAAUAGUAUGUAAAAUUACAUGCGCGACAAGGGUAAAAUUUCUACGAUGGAUUAUCGUAUAAAUUAUAAUUAUGUACACUUGUAUUGUAAAAUUUAUACACUUGCUGCUCGUGUCAUUUCACUUAUUAUUUUUGCGAUUUAAAAUGGAAGAGAAAACCGGGUAACAGAGUGCUGUCAGAGCGGCAUUAUCAAUGUACGUAUAUCUACGUCUCGUCUCCCCAUUCAUCUUUCCUCUCUCAUCUUCAACGUCCGUUGUCGUCAACACCUGUAAUAAACGCCUCGGCACUUCGAUCGUGAUGCCGUAUUUGCCGUGCCAAGAUAAUGGAGAUAAUACAUUGAUUGACUUAUCGCGGUGAUGUUAACGCGUAAUAGCAAUAGCAGUGUGUAUAUAAGCGACCCAGAGACCGCCGGCAUAAUUGUAACACCGCGAUAUGUCUUUCGGCGAUAUGAAGGUAAUGGAACAAUUACCAGAUCAUUGAAAGACGACGAUUUCUUUAAUGAUCGCUGUAAACUUAUUCAAGAACUGACUCUUACAAAAAUAUAUUGGAAUGUAUUAGAUCGUAGAUUUAUUCAUCUUUUGCGUGCACAAUUUUUAAUUUUUUAAUGUAUACAUCCUUACUUGAGACAGUGAGCACGCGUUGCGGAACGAUAAACUCUUGAGUGUAUAUUUUGACAGGAGAAAUUUAUUUCCUAUCGAUAAAAUUAUCCAAGGCUUUAUUAGUCUUCAUCAAUUCAAAUGGUUAUACAGAGAAGUGUCAUUUCCUGCGACACUGUUACGUAAAGAUGCCACGGAUUUGGCAAACCGUUGGGGACUCGACCGUUUCCCGUUUUUGACGACUGAUGACGGCUAGAAUUUGUUUUACACUUUUACACAUUGAAGAUGACUCCAAAGCGAGUCGAAAUGUUUGUUCGAUCGAUUGUGUUAUUUGCUUAAGAUGAAUAAAUAAUUAUAAGAACAUUAAUAUUUUGAUUGCGCACCUAUACCCGCGCUGAUUCUCACUACCCUUAUUCUCAACCGUUUGUUGUUUUAAUUUUCGAGAGUCCUGAGUUAUAUGAUUGGUUUGAAUUUUUUAAUGAUUUCUGCGCUGCGUAAUGCCUGGUAAUGUCGCACCCGAAGCGCCCGGGUCUUUAUUAAUAACGACGCUGUCGUGUCGUUGCAACGGGAGACUGUCGCAAAUCAGUUUGCCGUGGAGCUAGUAUGUAAUUAUCGUGACUGUAGAUUAUAGCGUGCGAUAUUUUAGCCAGGCGAGUUUCAAUAAACUUCCGCGCGAAGACGCAUUUAGAGGCGUUUAGUUUAGGGAUUGUAUAUCGUUGAUCGUGAAUCUCGCGAGAAGGCAUGUCAACGGAAGGACAAGCCGAAAGGCCCAAUUAAGCAUCUUAAAUUAUCAAUGUAAAACGCUUAGCUGAUUAAUUAAUGACCAUGCGUGAUCAUUUGUACAUUUGCAUUUGUCCGACUUGACCGGCCGUGAGAAAGAAGAGAAUAUUCGUCGGGAAAUAUUUAGUUAGUAAUUCGACACGCUUGUAUCAAUUUGUUUUUACAUACGUAUGAAACAUUCUCGCGACAGAUUGUUUUUUCACUGUGCGACGCGUGCACUUUUGCGAAGUGUUCGAAACGCUUCUUAGCGCGGAUGUUCAGUAAGUUUUAAGUAGGCCGAUGAUAUGUCGAUUCCUUUCGCAAGUCGAUAAUCCUCAGAGAAGAAGAACCCCAAACAAAAAAAAUGUAAAGUAGCAUUUUAUUCCACGGAGAGCCAAAAAUUUAAUAUUUCUGUUUUUUCUUCUCUUUUUUUUACAAUUUCGAUACAUUGUACGAAUGCUGUGGGGAAAAAAGCUAUAAAUACUAUACAUAUAAAUAUAUAUAUAAAUAUAUUAUUGUGUGUAAGUUAUAAAUACGCGGAUAUCUACUGUAUUUAUAACUUAUAUGUUUAUACACAUGCAAAUAUAGACACGUAUAUAAUCA
This is a messenger RNA of Solenopsis invicta (red fire ant), 12579 nucleotides long. It is a transcript of the gene Gprk2, whose product is annotated as G protein-coupled receptor kinase 5. Gene Ontology annotation, biological process: protein phosphorylation; regulation of signal transduction; signal transduction. Gene Ontology annotation, molecular function: G protein-coupled receptor kinase activity; ATP binding. NCBI's taxonomy places the organism in Eukaryota, Metazoa, Arthropoda, Insecta, Hymenoptera, Formicidae. Gene Ontology annotation, cellular component: cytoplasm. The transcript has 9 exons. Bases 1951 to 3894 code for a protein of 647 amino acids. The record is from RefSeq and is a predicted model, not a curated record.